Messenger RNA from Phytophthora nicotianae INRA-310, 1291 nucleotides. RefSeq lists its product as hypothetical. The coding region runs from base 1 to 1233 and encodes 410 amino acids. The record is from RefSeq and is a predicted model, not a curated record. The transcript has a single exon. Lineage: Eukaryota; Oomycota; Peronosporomycetes; Peronosporales; Peronosporaceae.
AUGAAGACUUUCUCGACUAUGAGCUUCAUCAUGGGUACAACGAUGCUCGCGAUAGUAGACCGAACUGUCACGGCCUCUAGCUGCAAAGUCGCUACUGACUCCCCUGGCACCCACGGUACCACCGAAACAACACCUACUGGACCGACUUCGAAAUCGUUCCAAACGGUGACAUCGCUACAGGCCCGUGUCCAGGGUGAUAUGCCCCAGUGGAACGCUGACAAUCAACGAUUCGUGUCAGAAUACUAUACUACUUUUGACGAGCAAUACCGCGCCGUACUCGACACCGUCAACAUGGCAGCCGUCGAAGGUGCUCUCAAGUACGUACAGGCCGAAUGUAUCAACGCGUCUGUAGUGACUGAAUGCGAGCGCAAGAACAACAUCCAGUACGUUGUUUUCUACCAGACGACAAUCGUACAGCCCGCUGCGGCAAUGGAAUAUUACACCAACGCCACGAAUGAAUACGACUUCGCUAUCGAAUAUUGUCCGUACGUGCCCAUGCAAGGCGGUCAAUGUGAACCGAAUCCUGACGGCACAAUCCCGGAUGUUUGCAACCAGUAUGCUGGAACCGAUGGUCAACCCAAGUUAGGCUUCUGCGUGGGCGGGUCACUGCAAGAUAACGAAGUUAUUGCGCCGUAUCCUCAUAACUACUGGUUCUCCUUUCCCAACAGCUGCCCUCAGGAGCUCUGGGACGACAAGACGGAUGCUUGUCGCGAGGAAUACGCGGGUGGCUUGUGCCCUCUAGGUGUGGAACCCGAUGGUGAGACUUGUACCUUUGCGUACGAGGUACUGGGAUACAUCCCGCUGGACGAUGUUGUAGGCAUCACGUCGAUGGUUAACCCUCAAACGAACAACAACUACGCCAACUACACCGAGUUCUGUGAAGCUGGAGGUGUAGAAUUCAGCGUCUUGAUCGCAGAAGGUGAGGUCACGUGGUUAGAAGGGCUUGACUUCUGGGCCAACCCAGGCGAUAGUGCCGCUAAUGCUGGACGCGCCGAAGAGCUAGUGACUAUGUACAAUGAGCUCGUCGAGAAAAACCCUGUGACGACUGACGGUGGACUGAUGAGGCGGUUACCGACGGCGACUUCCCUUGCGGCCAUCAACCCACCAUGCUACGGGAACAGCAAAGUCUGUGCUAACGCAGAGUUCGGGUGCAAGCGGUCGUAUCGCUCACAGAUUUGUGAGGUUUGUAUGUCCAACGAUUCGGGCUGCGUGAAAUCGUAUCAGAGCGACUAAGUUUACUGGAUUUUGGUCUAGAGUUUACCUAGUCAUUUAUUUCUUUAAAUAUUCCUGG